Daldinia vernicosa is the source of this 750-nucleotide messenger RNA. RefSeq names its product ThuA-like domain-containing protein. NCBI's taxonomy places the organism in Eukaryota, Fungi, Ascomycota, Sordariomycetes, Xylariales, Hypoxylaceae. The record is from RefSeq and is a predicted model, not a curated record. Bases 127 to 636 code for a protein of 169 amino acids. The transcript has a single exon.
GUUUAAGUUAAUGACACCAAGAGAAGAUCACGCCUAACUUGCUAGGAUAAACAUGAUUUCUUUUUAUUUCAACGUCCUUUAUUUUCUUAUUUUCAGCAUUUGACGCAGUUAGAAUUGUACCUUUUCAUGGCGUUUACUCAGCUUGCCCUGUUCCUCUUUAGUAAAACGGCUGGCUAUCGACACGAAUCAAUUCCUGCGGGCAUUGAGGGCAUCCGACGUCUUGGCGUCACAUCUAAUGCGUCCACCGUAGACUCCUCGGAAGAUGCAUCUCUCAUCAGCGUCCAAAACCUAUCCCGAUACGCAGUCGUCAUAUUCUUGCAGACUAGCGGUGACCUUCUCAACGAUGAACAAUUAGCCGGAUUGCAAAGCUACGUGAGAGCCGGGGGAGGGUUCGUAGGGGUUCACUGUGCCGCAGCUGGGAUGACGAGAGAACCGUGGUACGGAGAACUCAUCGGUGCCGUCUUUACUGAUCAUCCGGAGCCACAGCUCGGCGUCCUAACUAUUGAAAAAAAAAAAUACAAUGUUAUCGUCUCCGACUUACCAGAGAAGUGGGAGUGGUUUGACGAAUGGUACAACUUCGAUGCAAACCCCCGCGCGAAGGUUACCGUGAUACUAUCUAUCAAUGAAGAGACUUAACUCCUUUUACACAUCCCUAGGUCACUUCGGGGACGCGUAUUCGGAUCAGAACUUCAUAGGCCAUUUACUAAAUGGUAUGUUAUGGGCAACAUAUGUGUCAUAGUCUUACUCGGA